CUUUGUGGCAACUCAUGAUAUAUAUAUUUUUGCUUUUUAGCCUUUGGCUUUCAUUUCUGAUAGAGGAACCUUUAAGGCUAUAACUAACAAAGAGAGUAUAAACACAUUAACCCUUGUUCCUGUUGGGCAAUUAGACUUCUCUCUUCUUAAUUUUUCUUCUCAAAGAAAUAGUUAUCCAUGGAGAACAACCCUAAUAAUUCCUCAAGAACAGAUAGAAAACUCAUUGAGAGAAACAGGAGAAAUCAAAUGAAAGCUCUCUAUACUAAGCUCAAUUCUCUCGUACCCCAUCACAACUCUAGGGAAUCAACAUCACUGCCUGAUCAACUAGAUGAAGCUGCAAACUACAUAAAAACGUUACAGGCAAACUUGGAGAGAAUGAAGGAAAGGAAAGACAGUUUAAUGGGAGUAGAAGGGACGAAUAUCACAAGCAGGAGCAGAAGUGGGCCAAAAUCUCCUCAAAUCCAGAUUCAUGAAAUGGGUUCUUCUUUGGUGAUUGGGUUAACAACUGGCUCCAAUGGUCAGUUCAUUUUUAAUGAGACAAUUCGUAUUCUUCAUGAAGAAGGAGCCGAGAUUGUUAAUGCUAGUUUCUCUGUUGUUGACGGCACUGUUUUCCAUACUAUUCAUCUUACGGUUGGGGAGUCUGCAUCUGAUUAUAGAGCCACCAGGAUAUCUGAGAGACUAACGAAGUUUGUCCAUGAUGUUGGUGCAUAUGGCAAGUGAUUAUACCUGCUGUAAUAGAGCAGUAAAUAAUCUGAAUCACUCUAUCUCCUCUUUGAUUGUUAGUAAAAAGUUUUUCAGAACCCUCUCAAGGGUUGAACAUCAGGCACCAUUGCCGCUUACUAUUAGUAUAUCAUGAAAUAAUACCGCUUGGCAACCAGAUCUAUUGUUAUUAUAAAUUACGAUGUGUUCAAUUGCCAAGUUUUUUUCAUGUUACCCUUCAGAUUACCUCUCAAAUCUCAUAUGCAAGAAGCAAACUACCGGUUAGAACUUUUAUGUAUUAUCAACUCUAGUUUAGAUAGGAUUAUGGUGUGUAUUAAUGCUCCAUAUUUUGAUGUAUUAUAAUAUGAAAACUUCUUCUUGCUAGAGCUUGGUAGUUGGAAGUAAUAUUUGUUAGUUUUGGAUUAGGGUAAAUAAAAUCCGUUUUGAAGAAAUA
Molecule: messenger RNA, 1153 nt
Organism: Durio zibethinus
Lineage: Eukaryota; Viridiplantae; Streptophyta; Magnoliopsida; Malvales; Malvaceae
Product: transcription factor bHLH162-like
Biological process (GO): regulation of transcription by RNA polymerase II
Cellular component (GO): RNA polymerase II transcription regulator complex
Molecular function (GO): DNA-binding transcription factor activity, RNA polymerase II-specific; protein dimerization activity; RNA polymerase II transcription regulatory region sequence-specific DNA binding
Source: RefSeq, a predicted model, not a curated record